Molecule: messenger RNA, 617 nt
Organism: Soboliphyme baturini
Lineage: Eukaryota; Metazoa; Nematoda; Enoplea; Dioctophymatida; Soboliphymatidae
Source: the annotation of a GenBank genome assembly
AUGAUACUGGACGAUGACCAUGCCGGCGUGUUUUCAUUCGAAAAGGACAAGUACGAAGUAACUGAGUCAGACGGCUCUGUGAGCAUCAAGGUGGUCAGAACGUCGGGUGCCAGAGGACGCGUGCUGAUUCCUUACAAGACAGUGGAAGGCACGGCUAAAGGCGGUUCAGACUUCGAGGUCAAAUCUGGAGAUUUGAUUUUCGAGGAUGAGGAAAUCGAUAAGCUGAUUACCAUCGGCAUUUUCAAUGACUCUGAGUACGAGAAAACAAAGGUAUUCUACGUGGAACUUGGAGAUCCUACGUUGUUGUCCAACCAUCGGCCUAUGUUUCCUGUGAAACUACUUCUUGGGUCAGAGUUCAUGUUUGUUGCGGUCAGUUUCACGUCGUUCACAUUUCACACCAUUCAAAUACUGCAUGAACACCUUGGCGUUGCCGACAUCACAGAAGAUGAAGAGGAGAUCGAGAAGCAAGGGAUGCCAAAAUUAGGAACUUGGAAAAUAUGCACCGUUCGUAUAGAGGAAAGCUACGAAUUCAAGGUACUCCAAUGGUCGUCAGUAACUCAAUCAUUAAUUUGUCUAGAAUUGUUCCAUAUCGCCACGAAACAAUUUUUGAGGUAAAU